Molecule: messenger RNA, 540 nt
Organism: Fraxinus pennsylvanica
Lineage: Eukaryota; Viridiplantae; Streptophyta; Magnoliopsida; Lamiales; Oleaceae
Source: the annotation of a GenBank genome assembly
AUGGAUUCUUCUUGUGGCAAAGACGCGUUAAAAGUAGAAGAGGAGAGUCCAUCUUUCAAUAUUAAUGCAAAGGAAGAAGCUAAAUCCUCCGAGGACUUGAACAGUAUUGAAGAAGGAAUACAAGAAUUUCUUUGGAAUCUUGUAGAGGCUAAUAAAGAAAAGCACUAUAUUGGUGUCAGAAAAAGGCCAUGGGGUAAGUAUGCUGCAGAGAUAAGGGAUUCGACCAGGAACGGAAUAAGGGUUUGGCUUGGGACUUUUGACAGUGCAGAAGAAGCUGGUAUGGUUUAUGAUCAAGCUGCGUUUGCAAUGCGCGGGGCUUCAGCUGGCCUUAAUUUUCCUUUAGAGAAAGUAAAGGAAUCCCUUAAAAACAUGAAUUACAAGUGCAAAGAUGGUUCAUCACCAGCUGAAGCCAUAAAAGAGACUCACAGGGCUCGAAGUUCUUCGAAUGGCAAAGGAAAAAAGAAACAAAUUAGUAAAGAAGUUUUGGAGCUUGAGGACUUGGGAUCGGAUCUAUUAGAUGAACUAUUAUCUCAGAGUUGA